Messenger RNA from Cladophialophora yegresii CBS 114405, 1356 nucleotides. RefSeq lists its product as uncharacterized. NCBI's taxonomy places the organism in Eukaryota, Fungi, Ascomycota, Eurotiomycetes, Chaetothyriales, Herpotrichiellaceae. Bases 1 to 1356 code for a protein of 451 amino acids. The record is from RefSeq and is a predicted model, not a curated record. The transcript is spliced from 3 exons.
AUGAACCGCAAUCCUGCCAGCUAUAAGCGGCUGAUUGUGCUCUGCGAUGGCACAUGGCAGAGCAUUUUGAACGUCAACACGCCCAGCCACCCCAGCAACGUUGCGCGGUUUGCUCGUGCCAUCAGCCCGGUGGCCAUUGUCGACGGCAAAGAGGUCGAGCAGAUCAUUUACUACCAACCGGGCGUGGGGACGGGGCUGGGUGAUCAGAUCCGUGGCGGCGUCUACGGCGCCGGCCUGUCCGCCAACAUCCGUGCAGCGUACGCCUUCCUGGCGCACAACUACGACUCGAACGGCCCGGACCCGACCAUCAAGGGCGACGAGAUCUUCUUCUUCGGCUUCUCGCGGGGCGCGUACACGGCGCGCUCGAUCGCCGGGCUGGUGACCAAGCUGGGCCUGCUCACGAAGCGCGGCAUGGACUGGUUCCCGCAGGUCUACGACGAGUACUACGCCGAUGCGGGCAAGAAGCCAGACUUUCACUUUUCGGACACCCUCAAAGCGCGCAUCGGCUCGGAUAUCACGGAAAAGGCCAAGUACGCGAUCAAGGUCGUCGGCGUGUGGGACACGGUCGAGUUCCACGGCGAAGGCUGGGGCGGCGAGCAGAUCGAGUUCCACAACGCCGAACUCUCCACGAAAGUCGAGUACGCGUACCACGCGCUGUCGCUCGACGAGCGGCGCAGCCUCUACAAACCCACGCUGUGGCAGUGGCCGCGCGACCCAAGCGACCGGUCCAAGGCCUACACGCCGAAAUCCCGCGUGGGGCUUCAGGCCAUGAAGCAGGCCUGGUUCUCCGGUGUGCACAGCGACAUUGGCGGCGGGCGGUAUGAUCCGGGGGGAUCGGACAUUACGCUCGCGUGGAUGCUCGCGCAGUGCGCCAAGGACAAGAAGCUGGCGUUUAUCGACGAGGACUCGUCGGACUCGUACCUGUUGGAGGACGGGGCCAAAGGCGUGCCGAACCCGAACAAGACGUGGAUGCGGCUGAAGAAGCCGUUCGACCCGGAGCCCAAGGAGGGUGGAGGCCUCUUCGACACGCUCAAGACAGGCGUGCAGGAGAUCCUCAUGGACGACCGGCGCGCGUGGCCUGUCGAGAACACCAACGAGAAGAUCCACCGGUCGAUCCGCGAUCGGGACUUUGGCAAGUUCCCGUGCGGUAUGCUCGAUGGAAAGAGCGAGGUGGUCCCAGGGAAGAGCGACAAGAAGCAGUGGAAUCUGAAAAAGGGUGCGAAGUGGGGAGGCAAGCAAUAUAAUAGCUUGCCCGAGUUGGAUGACGACCCGGACGCCGAUGCCAUUGAGGAUAAGUACCGGGGGAGGAUUCGCGCGGUGCCGGGCUCCAAGGGGGGGCCCUCGUCGAAGUUGUAG